AGGCGGGAAGAAGUAUUUUUCCUGCACGUCCAUUUUGUCAUGAGGUUCAGGGCGAAGUUGGUCGACAUCGGCUCAAUACAGCACUUUACUCGUAUAAUAGCAACUAUCACACGGCUCUGCAAAACUUGUGUAUUACGGAUAACACUUGAGAAAUUUUAUUUCAUUAUCUUGGAGAAGGCUUUACAUGGUGGUGCCAAAGUAUGGUGUGAACUGUUUCAAGACCAUUUCUUUGAUGAAUAUAUGUUGGAUGGACUCUCUAAAGAUAAUGAUGAGAUAUUCUUAGAAAUAAAUCCUGAUAAUCUUCUAAAAGCACUCAAAACUGGUCAAACUGCCAAAUGGAUCAAAAUAAAAUUGACCAAAAAACAAGUUCCUUCUUUAACACUUGAAGUUGAUUUGCCUACAGUUACUGGCCUGAGUCGCACUGUAGUCCAUGAUAUACCAGUCUCGGUGUUAGCAUUACGUCAUUGGGCAGACUAUGAUGAACCAGAUGUACCUGACUUCGAUGUGAGUAUAAAUAUGCCUGCAUUGAAGCUUCUUCGCAAUGUUGUUGAUAAAAUGAAGAGUAUUAGUAAUUUUGUGAUAGUUUCUGCAAACUGUGAUGGUAAAAUGAAGUUAAUGGUGGAAACAGAUGUAGCAUCUGUUUGUACUUAUUUCAGGGAUUUGACAAACCCUAAAUGGAAGGACAAAAACAGCGACCUGAUCCAGUCCUCUUCUAAAGAUCCUUCUGAGUUCUCUGAAGUGAGAGUAGACCUCAGGAAAUUUGCUCAAUUUCUUAAUGGUCUACAAUUAAAUCCGUCACGUGUUAUAUGUAAUUUCAGUGAAGACCAAAUGAUACACAUUUUACUUCUUCAUGAUGAUGUAACUCUCCAGUAUUUUAUGCCUGCUGUAUCGGUCUAACUUUUGACUUUUAUGGAAACUUACUUUAUGGCUAAUGUGAACAGAGAAAGAUUAACAAAGUAGAUGUAUUUUGAUUCAUCCAUUCAAAGUAAAACAAUUUUUUUAUUAUCAUAAUUUCACAUUUGUCGGAAAUGUAUGGGUUUGUUUUUGUUUUUUUAUAUAAUUACCCAUCUGUUAUAAUUAGUCACUAUCAUAAAACAGAAGGUAUGAUGCUGAAAAAUACAUAUCUUUGACUUGGUUUUAACUUUAAGUUAUGACUGUCUCAUUUCAUUUAUAUCAAUAAUGCCUUGGGAUAAUCAUGAACUGCAAAAUUCCUAUUUUUCUUAUCCUUAAAGGUCUUGCGUUCAUAUCCUACCUAGGGAGAAGAAUAUGUAAACAUUCUAGUUGAUUUUCUCAGAGAUACGACAAUCAUGUUUGGACUGUAAUAUUUUCACUGCAAUGUGUCAGUCACAACAUGUCAUUAUCAUUUUUCAAGAUGUGACAGCCAUGUCAGAUUAUGUCCAUACCUUCUCUGAAAUGUGACAGUCAUAAGUUAUAUCUGCAUCUUCAUUAAGAUAUAACAAAACCAUGUG
Messenger RNA from Octopus sinensis (East Asian common octopus), 1469 nucleotides. Its product is annotated as checkpoint protein HUS1-like. The record is from RefSeq and is a predicted model, not a curated record. Gene Ontology annotation, cellular component: checkpoint clamp complex; site of double-strand break; nucleolus. Gene Ontology annotation, biological process: telomere maintenance; nucleotide-excision repair; double-strand break repair via homologous recombination. The transcript is spliced from 8 exons. The coding region runs from base 40 to 897 and encodes 285 amino acids. Lineage: Eukaryota; Metazoa; Mollusca; Cephalopoda; Octopoda; Octopodidae.